AUGGAGUUGAAGGUGGAUGGAAGGAAGGUAGUGAUUAAGGGGGAUGCAGGGCUUUCCAAAUCCCUGGUUUCUCUUAAAACGAUGGUGAGAGAUAUCCAAUUGGCAAUCGGAGGAGCACUCAACAAGGAAACUGCAACUGACAAGUUUCCUAUACCAGUCAUUGACGAGCUGUUAGAUGAAUUGAGUGGGACGGUGAUAUUCAGCAAGAUAAACUUGAAAUCAGGUUAUCAUCAAAUCCGAAUGAAGGAGGAUGUACCCAAAACGGCCCUUAGAACUCAUGAAGGACAUUAUGAGUUCCUGGUGAUGUUAUUUGGCCUCACCAAUACUCCAGCUACUUUCCAUGGCCUUAUGAAUAAAGUUUUCAAACCUUAUCUCAGACGAUUUGUACUGGUGUUCUUUGACGACAUUCUGGUGGUCAAUGUCGAAAAAUCUGAAGGAAUUGAGGGGAUUCCUAGGACCGACGGGUUACUACAGGAGGUAGCAUGGACACUCACUGAACAGUUGAAGAAGGACGGGUUCCUAUGUGGGGAGGCAGCCACAUCAACAUUUGAGAGCUUGAAGAAGGCGAUGACUACGAUAACAGUCCAAGCCUUGCCAGAUUUCACUCAGACCUUCAUUGUGAAGACAGAGGCUUCCGAGUAUAGGCUAGGUGCAGUACUGAUGCAGAGUUAUAGACCCAUGGCCUAUUUCAGCCAGGAUUUUGAGAUUCAGAAUAGACCAGGGGUGGAGAAUAAGGCGGCAGACGCUUUGUCCAGAUGUAUAGGGGAGCUGCAGACGGUGACACUAUAUGUUCCUUUGAUGCUUGACUGGGAGGCUAUCAAGGAAGAAAGUGCAAGAGAUGAAGAAUUGGGAAGGAUCAUGUCAUAUUUGCUGAAAGAGGGUAGCCAUCCAUGGUACUCAUUAGAGGGAGACAAACUGCUGUACCAGGGAAGAUUUGAGAUACUCAGUACCUCGAUCCACAUCGCAAAUUUACUCUAG
Molecule: messenger RNA, 978 nt
Organism: Dendrobium catenatum
Lineage: Eukaryota; Viridiplantae; Streptophyta; Magnoliopsida; Asparagales; Orchidaceae
Exons: 4
Coding region: 1-978 (325 amino acids)
Source: RefSeq, a predicted model, not a curated record